CCAAGGCAUUGCUAGAUGGAGGAGGAGGAAAAGAGAGCCCAAAUGAGAAGGGGCUGCAAACCCAACCCAGGAAGCUGCAGGGUGGAAAGACUCCCCCUGUGCUGUGAAGGUGGCCAGCAGUCCAGACGGAGCUCAGAGUUGGUGGAGAAACCUCAUGGCGAGAAGAAGCCCCACAAGUGCUUGGAAUGUGGGAAGGGUUUCAGCUACAGCUCCAACCUGAUUCAGCACCAGGUGAUCCACACUGGGGAAAAGCCCUACAAGUGUGGGGAAUGUGGGAAGAGCUUCAGCCACAGCUCCAACCUGAUCCGGCACCAGAUUAUCCACACUGGGGAAAAGCCCUAUGAAUGUGGGGAAUGUGGGAAGAGCUUCAGCCAGCGCUCCCACCUGAUGCAACACCAGAGGAUCCACACUGGGGAAAAGCCCUGUGAUUGUGUGCAAUGUGGGAAGAGCUUCAGGAACAUCUCUGGUCUGAUUGAACACUGGGUGAUUCACACAGGGCAACAGCCCUGUACCUGCUUGGAAUGUGGAAAGAGCUUUGGGCGGUUGUCCAACCUGAGAAAACACCAGCUCAUCCACACUGGGGAGAGGCCCUAUGAGUGUCCUGAGUGUGGAAAGAGGUUUCAGACCAGCUCCCAUGUCCUCCUACACGAGCGGAUUCACACAGACGAGAGGCCCUUCCGCUGCCCCGACUGCGGGAAGGGCUUCAACCGCAACUCCCACCUAAUCACCCACCGGCGCAUCCACACUGGGGAGAGGCCCUACGAGUGUCCCCAGUGUGGCAAGAGCUUCUCACAGAGCUCAACCUUGACCCAACACCAACGGAGGCACCAGUAAGGGAAUCCCUGUGAGUGCCCCAAGUACGGGA
Messenger RNA from Parus major (Great Tit), 865 nucleotides. RefSeq names its product zinc finger protein 239-like. The transcript has a single exon. The record is from RefSeq and is a predicted model, not a curated record. Bases 16 to 834 code for a protein of 272 amino acids. Gene Ontology annotation, molecular function: DNA-binding transcription factor activity; RNA polymerase II cis-regulatory region sequence-specific DNA binding. Gene Ontology annotation, biological process: regulation of transcription by RNA polymerase II. NCBI's taxonomy places the organism in Eukaryota, Metazoa, Chordata, Aves, Passeriformes, Paridae.